Prorocentrum cordatum is the source of this 726-nucleotide messenger RNA. Lineage: Eukaryota; Dinophyceae; Prorocentrales; Prorocentraceae. The record is from the annotation of a GenBank genome assembly.
AUGCCCUGCAUCGCGACAGGUUUCGCUGCCAUUUGCGCCGAGGACGAGGUGAUCAUCGCCAAGGCGUGGUUCGCCAAGGUCGUCACCGUGGACGGCCAGGAGUUCGUGGCCAUAGAUCGCCAGAGCAAGAUGUGCAGUCACGUGAUUGGGGACAACUUCGCCAUGCUCGACGAGCUUAUCAAGCUACGCAAUAUGCAGUGCGGCAAACUUAUGUCAGAGCUCGCAACGCAGAAUGACCCAUUGCUGGCUGACUCCGAUAGCCCUGGCUCGGGCCCCCUACCAAAGAGGGCUAAGAAAGAGAUGCUCGAUGAUAUCGAUCAAGUGAUGUCCGUUACUGCCGCGGUGCAAGGCGGCGCUCCUGUCACGGUGAAAGUCUUGGCGUCUGCGACCGAAAGGAGCAAGCUCGUCAUCGAGCUCACGGAUAAAGCCAUCGCACUACUCGCCUCUGAGCCUGAGCAACUUGAGGGUCAAUAUGGCGACGAUCCGACGCCUACCGUCCAGGAGGAACACGCUUUCUGGGUCAAGUCUCGCUCUAGUGUCAGAUCGUUCUAUUUCGACGGAGACAGCUGGAAAGUGAAAUCGAUGAAGGUCGCCAGGGGCACGUGCAGCUUCGCAGAGUUCCAGGAGAAGGUGAACAAGAUGGCAAAGGUCGUCGAGGAGUUCUACCUACAGCACCACGUCGAGGAGUGCGUAGAUGCAGACAGCCAGGAGCGAGAUGCCGAGUGA